GUUAUUUUAUACUUUAGCUUUGCGGUUAGGGCCACGUCGGCGAUACGGUAGCCAGACGACAUGCCCAGAGUCCCUGACGCGUUUCAUCUAUAGGAGUCAACCCACGUUGUCGACGCAUUCAUCGAGUCACAAGGCAGUAACAUGGAGGACUCUGGUGCGAUACCUGUGAACCUCUUGGAGGCCAUCUGGUUUGCGACGGACUUGCAGGGCAUUUCGGCCUUCGUUUCGGCCCUGGGCCAGGAUGCGGUCAACCUGCGCGGCACUUGCCACCUCGGCAAGCGCAUGGUGGACUCUGGGCUGGGCGGGCCCCGCUCGCUGGUCGCGCACGCAAGCCGAGUGACCAGACUUGAGGAUUGGGCACCGCGCGUGGAGUCUCUGCUGGCGACUGCCCAGCGUUUUGAGAGCUGCGCCUCUCUGGCGCUCAACGCCGACACCGACCCCCGCCAGAACUACCCCGUCGGCUACCUGGUGACGCCCCUGGAGGAGGCCGUGAAGCGGGGUGUGUGCCUGCCGCACAUCACGAGCUUGUCGCUCAACUUCAACGUUUGCGAGGAGCUGCUCGCCUGGCGCGCCAGCUACUGCGUGCGGGAGACUGCCGGCCGCUCCCAGCUGUGGCGGCCCUGGAGCCCCGCCUGGUCGCCCAGCCUACACCAGCAGCAGCAGCAGCAGCAGCAGCAGCAGCAGCAACAACAGGCACAAGUGCAGGCACAGGCAGCGGACAAUCAGCAAGACGGCGCCGCAGGCGCGGCCGCAAACGGCGCAGCCGCGGGCGGCGGCGCCGCAGCCGCUGCCGCUGCCGCUGCCGCGGGCCUGGUCCCCGCCGCCGCCGCUGCCGCCCCCGCGGCGCAGCACCUGCUGCGGCUGCAGAGUAAGCGGCUGCCCGCGGCGUUCGGGCCGCUGUGCGGCUCGGGGACGGACCUGCAGGAGCUCUAUCGCGGCCGGCUGCUGAGCGAGCUGCCGCUCAUCAGCCCCAACGACCCGCCACUGCUGCCCAGCCUCGCAGCGCUGCUGCCGCGCCUCUCCCACCUCGCCAUUCGCGGCAGCCGCUGGGCCGUGCGCCCGCCGCCGCCGCCGCCGCCGCCCGCGCCGGCGCCCAUCGCCCCGGUGCCCGUGGCGCCGGCGGCUCCCGCCGCGGCGGGCGUUGGCAACAACGCGGCCUUUCAGGCGCUGCAGGAUGAGGCGGUGGCCGACAUGGCGGCGCUGGUCAACGCCGCCGCCGCCAUCGGCGGCGGCGCCGCCGCCGCUGCCGCAGACGCCGCCGCUGACGGUGGCGCCGUCGCUGGCGGUGGCGCCGGCGGCGCAGUCGCCGCCGCAGCCGGCGGCGGCGCGCAGGCGGCGCUGCUAGCGCACCUUGAGGAAGUGUUGAACAUGCCAGACCUGGCGGCCCUAGCUGGCGGCGGGAUCUGGUUCAACAACGUCGGCGGCGGCGGAGCCGCCGCCGUCGCGGCAGCGGCAGCAGCCGCGGCGGCGCCGGACCCGUACUCGCCGGCGGCGCUGCUGGCGCCGCUGACGUCGACACUGCCGUGUCUGACUCAUUUGGAGCUGAGCGUGCGGCUGUUGCCCGCGGCGCGCCUGUACUGGCCGGUGCCGGCGCGGCUGGCGGCCAGCCUGGCGCCCCUCACCCUGCACUACGAAGGCGACCACGAGGAGGAGCGCCGCCUGGCGACACGCGCCGCCACCGCCGCCGCCAGGCGCGCCGCCGCCGCCGCCAUGGCCGCGAAAACUGCGGAGGCCGCCGCCGCAGCGGUUCUAACGGCCGUGGCCGCGGCCGCCAGCGGCGCCGCCGAUUCCGCAGCCACCGCUUCCGCUUCCGCUGCCGCUGCCGCGGCGGCGGCGGCGGCGGCCACCGAGGCGGCGCUGGAUCCGUACAUGCCGGCGGUGGCGGAGGUACGUUCGUACGGCGGAAUCCCGGAUCUUGCGGUGCUGCUGCCGCAGCUGCAGCAGCUGACGCUGGUGGGCGGCAAUGUGCCGCUGGCGGAUCUGGUCAGCCGCGGCCGUGCCGUGCUGCCGCCCGGCUUACGAAGGCUGACGCUGCGCGACUUUGUGCUGAGUGGCGUGCACGGCCACCCGGAAGGUCACGGCGCGGACUGCGGCGAGUGCGGCGCCGGCGCCGCUAGCGCCGGGCGCGCGUGGCGGAUCGGCGGGGGCGGCGCCGGCGGCGCCGCCGGUGGACUGCUUGACAUGGGCGGCCUGGAUGCGCUCCUGGAUUUUGACCUGCAAUGGCUGGGCCUAGGGCAGGGGCAGGGGCUGGGCGGCGCCGGGCCGGGCGGGCAGCAGGCUGGCGAGCUGCGCGCAUUCAAGGCCGGCGGCGCUGCUGCUGGCGGAAGCAGGCGCGACUCCUGCGCAUGCUGCGGCUAUGGCUGCCCCGACGACGUCAGCCGCUGCAGCAACGGUGGCGCGCUCCGCCGACAGGGCAGCGACGGCGCUGCGGGCGACGGCAACGGCGCGAGCGGGUACGGCGGCUUUACGGCACGUCUGCCGCGGCCCCUUCGGGAAGCAGUGGACCCUGUCAGGGCGCUGCAGGCGGCGGCGGCGGUGGAGGAUGCCACGGAGGCGGCGGGCCGCUAUCCGCAGGCGGUUGGUGUGUCGGAGCUGGUGGUUGACUGGCAGGCGCGGCGGUUGGCCAUCUCGGCCGAGGUGGACGAGCGGCAGUUGAUCGUUCUGGACGAGCAGCUGAUUGGGCGGUUGGUGCCGGGUGCCGCCGCCAACCCGGUGCAGCGCCGCGGUGGCGGCGCGAUGGCGGCGGAGGACUGGUGGGAUUGGAACGUGGCGGGUGGCGUCAAUCUAGAUGCGGUGGAUGGGGAGGAGGAUGGCGAGGACGUGGAGGACAGCGACGAUGAUGAUGAUGAUGACGACGACUGGGAAGGCAACGGCGAGGGGCUGGGUCUGGGGGUGGGUGCGGGCGAGGCUCUAGGCCUGGCGCCGGCGGCUGGAGCCGCGGUGGCCGCGGCGCCUGGGCCUGUGGCCGUCGCUGCCGCCGCUCUCGCCGCCGCCGCCGCUGCCGCCGCUGGUGCCGCCGCUGGUGCUGGUGCUGGUGCUGGUGCUGGUGCUGGUGCUGGUGCUGGUGCUGGUGCUGGUGCUGGUGCUGGUGCUGGUGCUGGUGCUGGACAGGCGGCAGGCGCGCAGCAACCGCAGCAACAGCAACCGCAGCAGCAGCAGCCGCAGCAGGCGAACGGGCAGGCCGCGGGCAGGCCCCAGCCGCAGCCGCAGCCACCCGCCGAGGCGGGCCCGCAGUGGACGGUGUGCUUGGGCCGGCUGCGUCUGCGCGGGCGGCUGGGGCCCGCGCUGUCCGAGGCGCAGCCGGCCGCGGCCUCCACGCCCUCAGGCUUGUCUGGGAAGGCCUACUGCCCCUGCUGCGGCGCCGGCGGCAGCACCGCUGCUGCCGGCACCUCCCGCCCCCAGGUCGGCGGCGCAUCCACCUCCGCUGCCUUCACCGUCGCCUCCUCCACUUGCGGCACGGUGUGGAACGCGCACACGCGCGGGUUGCAGGCGGCUCGCGCGCGGGAGCGGGCGGAGCAGGAGGAAGAGGAGGAGGCCCGCUGGCAGGCGCUGCUAGGGCUGACGGCGCGGCGGCGGCUGGUGGUGUCGCAGCUGACGGCGCCGCUGCACGUGGCGCCGCGGCGGCUGGCGAUGCUGCUGCUGCGGCUGGCGGCGCCGGUGCAGACGCUGGAACUUAGGUUGCCGCUGGCGGAGGCGGAGCCAGCCAUGGCGGCUUACAGCUCGGCCUGUUGGCUGUCAAUGGUGGGGGAGGCGGCAGCGGCUGCCGCGGACGGAGCGAAGGUUGGGGCGAAGGCGGGAGCGGGGGCGGGAGGAAGUGGCGGCGGCAGCGGCAGCCCCGGCGCGGGAGGCAGCGCAGGGGCGUCCACGUCAGUGGCAGCGGCACUGGCUGCGGCCGGGUGCACUGGCGGCGCCGCCAGCUGUCACGUGGCUCGCGCCCUGGGGCGGGGCAAUGUGGCAUGCCGGGAUUGGACCUGGCCCGCAGCUGAAGCUGGCUCGGAUUCAGACCCUGAGUCGGAGCCGGAAUUCGAGUCUGAGGGCUCGGAAGCAGAUUCGGCCGAGGGCGACGAGGGCGCCGGCAAGGAUGCCGGGGCCAGUCAGGCAGGGGAGAAGGAGCCGGGCGGCCGGGAGGCGCGGGAGGAGGCGCGGGAGGAGGAGCAGGAGGACCAGGCGCAGCAGGAGGCGGGAACAGAGGGGGCGGGAGCGGAGGCGGCGGGAGCGGGGGAGACGGGAGCGGAGGCGGCGGGAGUGGAGGAGGCGGGAGCGGAGGAGGCGGCCCGGUGCGGCUGCCGCGCCUGCCGCUGGGGCUCGGAGUUGACGGCGGCGCUGCAGCUGCUGCCGCUCAGCUACCGGCCCGACUGGCUGCGGCUGACGGUGGCGCCGUAGGGGGCAUGGGAAGGGGAGAGGCCGAAGAGCAGGCGGGCGUGAAGAGCAGAAGGAACGUGACGGCAGGGAGGGGGGCGUGUGGGCAUGGAGAGGCGUGCGUGAUCACAUUAAAGGGUGGCGUGAUUAAAUCACCGCAGGUAUUCAUGUGCGCAGCUAUGUUGGUGAGCCCGGGACGCGUGGGAAAUCGCUACAGGCUACGGGCAUGCAACGUACCGUAGUCGUGGCUCGGCGUUGGCAAUAUCUAUAUAUCUGGAUUGUGUGCAAGACCGCUCGUAACUUAUGACGGACCCCAAAACGCCAACCUGGUGGCGCUGUGACUGGUGAUAUGAGUUGCACAACUUGCGGCAUGAAUUACGACGCUGCAUGAGCUCUUUGCCGGGGGCUGUUGUGGUUUGCGGCACCGGUCUGCCUCGGGUGGCGGAAAGUUGUCGUACACGCUUGUACACGCCUUGAACAGGGGCGCAGAAAUGGUACAGUGUGUUGGUGCGCGCGCUCAUCCUCCUUGGCUGCAGUGCUGUUGGCGAUCGUAUACCGCCUCUUUGGCGGCCAGGAGGGCUGACGUCCCGUCCUUGGGGUUAGCGCGAUGCUAAGCGGAGACCCCAGACACCAUUCGAUGGUGAUGCGUGGGAAUAAGACACACAAGAUUGCAUAGUGUCCGUUGUAUUUACCCGUAUUCACCCGUGGAGGCACUGUAACUAAGAGCCCUGCAUUCAGGACGGCGCAUACUUGCGUCAUAGGCAAGUGCCCAGCGCAUUAAGCAUUUAAGCCCA
This is a messenger RNA of Chlamydomonas reinhardtii, 5153 nucleotides long. RefSeq lists its product as uncharacterized. The coding region runs from base 142 to 4383 and encodes 1413 amino acids. The record is from RefSeq and is a predicted model, not a curated record. Lineage: Eukaryota; Viridiplantae; Chlorophyta; Chlorophyceae; Chlamydomonadales; Chlamydomonadaceae. Gene Ontology annotation, biological process: signal transduction; regulation of transcription by RNA polymerase II. Gene Ontology annotation, molecular function: RNA polymerase II cis-regulatory region sequence-specific DNA binding; DNA-binding transcription factor activity, RNA polymerase II-specific. The transcript is spliced from 2 exons.